This is a messenger RNA of Capsicum annuum, 1591 nucleotides long. RefSeq lists its product as uncharacterized. The transcript has a single exon. The record is from RefSeq and is a predicted model, not a curated record. Bases 211 to 1167 code for a protein of 318 amino acids. NCBI's taxonomy places the organism in Eukaryota, Viridiplantae, Streptophyta, Magnoliopsida, Solanales, Solanaceae.
AGAUAGAAAGGUAAUAAAAGGCGGCUCUUUCUUGAUUAGAAUUUAUACUCAUUUGCCCCACAUUAGUCAAUUAUAUUUGCCUCUCCCAUUUCUUUGCUCUUUCUAAUCCUCUUACCUUCUCCAUUUCUUUAUAUACGCCUUGUUCAAAAACUCCAUUUUACUCUGUUUCUCUUAAUUCAAUUUAACAGAAACCAGCAAGAGAUAAAAAAAAUGGAAGUUAUGAUACCAUAUAAUGAAAAGGAUAAUUUUGAUUUCAAUAGUGCAAGAUCAACACCAUUUACAAGUCCACCAGCAACACCAAAGCCAUUUAAUGGCGAAUUUUACUUCAGCGCACCUCCAAGCCCUACUCAUUUGUCCCAAUUUUAUCGUGAAUUUGAAAGCUUAUUCGUUGCUGAUGGUGAUGAUGAUGAUAAAGAUAAGGGUGAAAUUAGUAGUCAUGUCGAUGAAUUUGCGUUCGAUGUUGGUCAAGAAUUGGAAACUGGCUCUGUUUCAGCUGAAGAUUUGUUCGAUGGUGGUAUGAUCAAGCCGUCUCCUGUUAUGGAAACUCGAAAGAAAAGAAUAGGAUUUUCUUCGACAAAUAAACAAGUUGAAGAAGCAGAGCAGCAAAGGGAGAGCAGGGGAAAACAGAGAGGUUCGUUGUCGAACUCGUCAAGUAGAAGAUCAGCAAGGUCACUUUCACCUAUGAGAAGAACUUCACAGUAUCUAUGGCAAGAAGAGGAGGUAGAAGAAGAGGAAGAAAACGGAGAAAUGAAAAAGCAAUCGUGUUCAUUAUUGUCUUCUUCAUCAUCAUCUAAAGGAAGCAAAAAAUGGAGAUUCAAAGAUUUAUUCUUGUUUAGGAGUGCAUCAGAAGGAAGAGCAUCAGAUAAAGAUCCAUUAAAGAAAUAUACAGUUGCGGGUUAUAGAGAAGGAAAAUAUUCGAGCAUUAAGGGUAAUAACGAAACCUCUUCUUCUUCUUCGAAAUCGUCAUCAAAAUCGAUCGUUACAUCAAGAACAACAAAAAGGGGAAAAGUAUCAGCUCAUGAAUUGCAUUACACAGUAAACAGAGCAGUUUCAUCUGAUUUGAAAAAGAAGACUUUUUUACCAUAUAAGCAGGGGAUUUUGGGACAAUUGGCUUUUAAUCCUGCUGUUCAUGCAUUGGCCAAUGGGUUCGGAUUAUCAAAAAAAUAGACUCGAGUGGUUCGGUCUUCCUGAAUUCCUCGCAUACCUAGGGCUCUAGUGGUUCGGUCCUCUUGAAUCUCGUACAUAGCUGAAGCUUUAAUUUUGCAUCAGGCAUCGGACUGUCCUUUUGAUGUUUUGAGAUAUGAAAUCAGUUGCUCAAAUCAUACCUCUGGGUUGCACGGAGAUGCUUUCUUUUGAUAUUAAUUCCAUUUGUUCUUUUAAAAAAAAAAAAAAAAAAAUUGUAUAGACAAUAUUUGUCUUCUUUUUUUCUUUCUUGUUUAUGUAAUGUUAUUUUGUUUAUGAGUUGAAGGAGUGGCUAUUGUCAAAAAAAGUAGGUGACAUAUAUCCAUAUUCCUAUGUAAGUUUUGUAAGUUUUACUGUUGUAAGUUUAUAAGAUGAAUAAUUCCUUUUCUCAUAAGGGAUUUAACUUCAA